Gymnogyps californianus (California condor) is the source of this 1574-nucleotide messenger RNA. RefSeq names its product ectonucleoside triphosphate diphosphohydrolase 5 (inactive) (gene ENTPD5). Gene Ontology annotation, biological process: nucleoside diphosphate catabolic process. The record is from RefSeq and is a predicted model, not a curated record. The transcript is spliced from 15 exons. Gene Ontology annotation, molecular function: GDP phosphatase activity; UDP phosphatase activity. The coding region runs from base 230 to 1516 and encodes 428 amino acids. NCBI's taxonomy places the organism in Eukaryota, Metazoa, Chordata, Aves, Accipitriformes, Cathartidae. Gene Ontology annotation, cellular component: membrane.
UAGGUGGCAGCUGUUUGACGUGGAGAAACGAAGAAUGCUUUGGCGUUGAGCUGAAAGCGAAGGUGAAGAAAAGAAGUGCAGGCACAGUGUCUCUUGUCGCGGUGCGCCGAAGUGAUUUUCAUUAGGAAUUUCUGGAGUGGAAUAGCUGUUGCUUCCAUCCUGCUUCAGGACCUACUGAAGCUCUGUGAUUGCUGAUCCAUGCUUGACUGGCUCAAGGGGUCCUGGCAACAUGGCCUCUUCCAGACUUCCAAUCCUUCUAGCAUUGGCAUUUUCCUCUUUGUCCUUUGUUCUUUCCCAUUCAAACAGGGAGAUGUGGUUUCAGGAUUUCUUUCCACCUAACAUGUGCCCUAUAAAUGCCAAAGUCAACACUUUUUAUGGCAUAAUGUUUGAUGCAGGAAGCACUGGAACCCGGAUUCACAUUUACACCUUUGUGCAGAAGAGCCCAGAAAACCUUCCAGAGCUGGAAGGGGAAAUCUUUGAGUCUGUGAAGCCAGGUCUUUCUGCAUAUGCUGAUCAGCCUGAAAAGGGUGCUGAAACUGUCAAAAGAUUGCUGGACAUGGCCAUAGAUGCUGUGCCACCUCAUCUCUGGAAGAAGACCCCAGUAGUGUUAAAAGCCACAGCUGGACUGCGCUUGCUGUCAGAGGAGAAAGCUCAGGCUCUGCUUUUAGAGGUGAGAGAAGUCUUUGAGGAAUCACCAUUUCUUGUUCCAGAGGACAGUGUUAGCAUCAUGGACGGGUCUUAUGAAGGAAUUUUAGCCUGGAUCACUGUGAACUUUUUGACAGGGCAGCUGUCUGGCCAGAACCAGCAUACUGUUGGGACUCUGGACUUGGGAGGAGCCUCAACCCAAAUCACAUUCCUGCCGCGGUUUGAGGAAACUUUGAAGGAAACCCCUGGGGAUUUUCUUACCUCAUUUGAAAUGUUUAAUAGCACCUACAAGCUCUAUACCCACAGCUAUUUGGGGUUUGGACUAAAAGCUGCCAGACUAGCAACUCUUGGAGCUUUGAAUAUGGAAGCUGUGGAUGGACAAAUGUUCCGCAGUUCUUGUUUGCCAAAGCAGCUGGAGGCGGAGUGGCACUUCGGGGGAGUGAAAUACCGGUAUGGUGGCAACAAAGAAGGAGAAACAGGAUUCAAGCCUUGCUACUUGGAAGUACUCAAGGUUGUCAAAGGGAAACUGCACCAACCAGAUGAGAUUCGUGGAAGUUCCUUCUAUGCUUUCUCCUAUUACUAUGAUCGAGCAGUUGACACCAACCUAAUUGAUUAUGAACAGGGAGGUGUUUUGGAAGUGAGAGAUUUUGAAAGAAAAGCCAAAGAAGUCUGUGAUAACAUGGAGAGGUACAACUCAGCCAGUCCUUUCCUCUGCAUGGAUCUCACUUACAUCACUGCUUUACUAAAGGAAGGUUUUGGAUUUAGGGACAACACACUCUUACAGUUAACAAAGAAAGUGAACAACAUAGAGACAAGCUGGACUUUGGGUGCUACCUUUCACCUACUGCAGUCUCUGGGGAUAACCUAUUGAGCUGUGACAUUCCUGUGGACUUCAGCAUUUCUGAAAGGCUGAGAAAGCAAACUGUAAU